GAUCGGGUGCGGAAGGCCAACUUCCCGGCGCUGCCAGUGAGGAUGUCGCCACUACCACCCGGUGCCCCUCAGCCCCGGAGACGACGCCGUGGCGGAGCCCGGAGUCCCCCUGCCUGAGGCGUCCGCACCCCGGAUCCGGCCCUUCCUCUCGUCUCCUCCCAGGUGCGCGCCCGGCGGGCGGCCGCGGCAGGCGGCACCAUCCACUUUGCUUGAAAGCGGCUGCUGUUGGUUCCUGAGAUGAUCUCAUCUGAACAUGGCUCCAAGGACCUCAGCGGCAGGAACUGGAGGCAGCUUGCUGUCUGCUGUGGUAGUGUUUUGAAACAGGCAAAAUCAGAUUGCAUCAUGUGGGCAACCUGCUGUAACUGGUUUUGCCUGGAUGGACAGCCUGAGGAGGUCCCACCGCCCCAGGGGGCCAGGACGCAGGCCUAUUCCAACCCUGGGUACAGUUCCUUCCCUUCCCCAACAGGCUCGGAACCAAGCUGCAAGGCAUGUGGGGCCCACUUCGCAAGCACGGCCAGGAAGCAGACCUGCUUGGACUGUAAGAAAAAUUUCUGCAUGACCUGUUCAAGCCAAGUGGGGAAUGGGCCCCGCCUCUGCCUUCUCUGCCAGCGAUUCCGAGCCACAGCCUUUCAGCGGGAGGAGCUCAUGAAGAUGAAGGUGAAGGACCUGAGGGACUACCUCAGCCUCCAUGACAUCUCUACCGAAAUGUGCCGGGAGAAAGAGGAGCUGGUGUUCUUGGUGCUUGGCCGACAGCCUGUAAUCUCCCAGGAGGGCAGGACUCAUGCCUCCACCUUGUCCCCGGACUUCCCUGAGCAGCAGGCCUUCCUGACCCAGCCACACACCAGCACGAUACCUCCUACCUCACCCAGCAUCUCUUCUUCACCCACACAAGCCACCUUCGUUCCCCGAGCCCAGGCUCAGGAAAAUCCGCAGGCCAAUGGCCAUGUGGCUCAGGACCAAGAGGAACCUGUCUGCCCGGAGAGCACAGCCAGAGCACCUGCCGAGGAUGAGACCCAGUCCGUUGACUCAGAAGACAGCUUCGUCCCAGGCCGGAGAGCCUCUCUGUCUGACCUGACUGACCUGGGGGACAUUGAAGGUCUGACUGUGCGGCAGCUGAAAGAGAUCCUGGCUCGCAACUUCGUCAACUACAAGGGCUGCUGUGAGAAGUGGGAGCUGAUGGAGAGGGUGACGCGGCUGUACAAGGACCAGAAAGGACUCCAGCACCUGGUGUGUGGUGCUGAGGACCAAAAUGGGGGAGAAGUGCCACCCAGACUGGAGGAGAACCUGUGUAGGAUCUGCAUGGACUCACCCAUUGACUGUGUUCUGCUGGAGUGUGGCCACAUGGUAACGUGUACCUAGUGUGGCAAGCACAUGAACGAAUGUCCCAUCUGCUGGCAGUACGUGAUUUGAGCUGUGCACGUCUUCCUAUCCUGAGGGCUUGGACCGGCUCCUUCAGUGCCUUACAGAGACAUAGCUUGAGGUGUCUGGGCUCAGGAUUGGCCCACUGCAAAGAGGGCAGGCUAACAAGAAAAUCUGAAGUGUUCCCCAGACCAGGGCAAGCAAAAAUGCUGUGUCACUUCUGUGCAUGCCAGUCUUGUCAUAGGGGUGCACCUUUUGGCUGGCAGAGCCUGAGGCCAAUGGGAACAGGUAUAGAUCACAUGGGCAAGUCCAUGGUUCAGUGAUUUUGAUGUGAUGAUGGUAGUAGAUGAAAACACGACUUCCAUAACUUAGACCAUAUCUUCCUCUGAGAACCUAAACAGUUUUGCCCAUCCUUCUGUACCCCACCGACCCCCACUGAGCUGCUUGCCUCUAUUUCACCAAUCAGACAUCUGGUAGAAUGACUGUCCUCUCCAAAUGCACAUUUGGAUUCGUUUUGAAUUCAUCUCUCGUCUCUCUAGCCUUCUGUGCUUUAACCGACCUUUGCUAAAGUCUCUUACUACAUUGCCUAAAAUCUAUUUGUUUCUUCAGACCAAAAAGAUGUUAGUUUAGCAGACCAAUGGUGAUCCUCCUUAGGACAGAGUUUGGACCAGCAAACUGAUUUUCGGUGAGAAAUGAAACACGAAUGCUAUUGAAAAUUUUCAGUCAUUAAGAGUUGCUUUGUUAAGUGUUGGGAUUGGAAGCUCUGUACCGUGAUGUGAUCUUGGAGGCCAGGAGGGCCAUCUGGCUUCUAACCUGCUGAGAAAUUUGUCUCUCUAUGCAACAGAUGGCGCAUAGUUCACCUCUGCUUUUCUUGGGGCCUGACUUUACACCAUCCUUAAUUUUAGUUUGAGCAAAGGGAAAAUGCUGGGUGGAGACAAUGAGUUUUUGCCUAACUUUGACUUCUCUAGUGGACAGGAGUCUUAAAACACCUUCCGUUGAAUAUAAGUCCCUCUUUCCUAUGGAGGUUCUAAGCAUGGUCUCACUGAAGCAUGGAGACUUAGGCAAAGAGCCUUGAUCUUCUCUAGCUAAACUUCUCAUGAAAUUCCUGGAGACAGCAUGUAAGGCAGAGCACCUAGGAGUUAUCAGAAGGGACUAACCGAGGCUGGAUUCAGCUCUUGGGCAGACAGCUGGAAGUCUCACUUCCCCAGGUGGGUGAGGACUCUGUCUCUCUCUCCCAUUUCACUUCUCAGCCUACUGAGUUGGGUGCAGGUUAGGAAGCAGCAUUCUCUAAUCCCUUUAGGAAGGACCAUGCGAUGAGUAGGUGAUGAUUUUGAGUCCUCUUAGGAUCUUUAUACCACUAAUGAGCCAAAGGACUUAAAGUUUGCUGGAGAAGUUUAGCCAAGCACAAGCACAGGCUGUUAAAGAGCUGUGUGCUACCAUUAACUACUGGAUGGACUAUGCAAACCCUAAACACCUGAGGGCCUUGGCAGAUGCCCCCAUGAUGCAGCCAAGGUCUUUCAGACUAGACAAACCAAUCAUGACAUUGGAAAGCAGCAGGAAACCUGUAAGGGGACUUGACUUGUUUACCAGUGCAGACAUACUGAGGUUUUCCUGCCAUCUUCAACCACUAAUCCCCUCUGGAAGAAUGAAAUAAUUUCAUAAAGUAGUUGUCAGCUAAAUACUGGGUAACUUAUCUCAACAUUUUACCAAGUGCUGGAUGGUUUGAUCUGGGCUACAGCCUUUGUAGGCAUCUGGAGGAAAUCAAGCGAUUUCUCUGUGAAGGUAUCAUCUCACCUUUCUGCUGGAUGGUAAAUACUAUAGUUUACAAUGCCUACCAGUUUAGCAAAAGAUUUAGCUGCUACUCAGUUGUAUUGUGAAACAGGUUUGCAUAUGUGCAGCUCAGUUAAGAUAUAGCAAUAACUGUGGGGCAGAAGUUGGCUCUCUCCCUACUUAAAAUUCUCUGCUGGGACCUUACCUCUCCCUACCUCUCAAUUUCCCUCUAAGAGAUGAAUUAAAAAUAAUAAUAUCCUGAUGGUUGGUUAGUGACCUCAGUAAGAAUUAGAACUGAUGUUACUUUGGAGAAAGAAGUUGCCUUUAAGUCUUCUAACUUCUUUUGGUGAAGGUUUCCCUUAGGAAAAACGGUGUUAAAUAACCCUGAUUUUUGUUUGGUGGUAGGAGGGGGCAGUGGACAGGUACCUUAUUAUUAUACCAAAUAAAAGAAUUCUAAUAUCCCAUUUCAGUGACUGUCUCACCUAGAUAGAAAACAUGAUUUUUAUCCUUGAAUGCUCCCUCCUGCCUCUCAUAGAUCCUUGGUCUUAAUUAUCAUGGAAACAUCUAAUUCACAAUUAUUCUGUGGCUUUGCUGUGAUUGUUCUGAGAUUUCACUUGAGACUUGUUUUAAAAGACUUGGAUAGCUGACUGGUUCAUAAUGUGUUGAAAUGGUUGGAUCCAAACUGGUAAGAAUGAUGUGUACAGGAAUUAGUGCUCAAUAUAUAUUGUGUACAUUUGUUGAUCUUUUGCAUGUAAAUGUGUUUCUUCAAGUGGCUUAUAUUAAAAUUCUCUCAGACUUAACUUGGGUGUUAAAGCAAACCCCAAGGUGUAUUUUUGUUACAGAGCUCUGCUUUAUAAUUUUGUAAUAAAGUUUCAAUAUAGA
Molecule: messenger RNA, 4011 nt
Organism: Manis javanica (Malayan pangolin)
Lineage: Eukaryota; Metazoa; Chordata; Mammalia; Pholidota; Manidae
Gene: RFFL
Product: ring finger and FYVE like domain containing E3 ubiquitin protein ligase
Biological process (GO): proteasome-mediated ubiquitin-dependent protein catabolic process; negative regulation of extrinsic apoptotic signaling pathway via death domain receptors; protein K48-linked ubiquitination
Cellular component (GO): cytoplasm; plasma membrane
Molecular function (GO): ubiquitin protein ligase activity
Source: RefSeq, a predicted model, not a curated record